AUGGAAGUAAAAUGUCGUGAUGAAGUGAUUAAUACGGUGAAGGCUAAAAGAGAAAGUGUGUUUUAUUUUUAUGAUGACAUAACAUUCUUUGAAAACCAACCUGUGGCACAUGUAGCUACAGCACCAGACUAUCUGCUUGUUGGUGAAGAAGUUUAUUAUGGGUCUAUCGUGGGAAGACAUGGAAUACGAUAUUUAAGAUUAAACUUCGUACCAGGACGAUUUCCUCUGGAAGAAGAAGUUGAUAGAUUUAUAGGUGAAUUACGCCAUAUUUGUUCAGAUUCUUUGCCAAAACAUGUGCAAAGUCGGAACCAACAGUCGAUAAGUCAGUGGGCACGUGAAAAAGAUCAAUUUUUAGCCCUCAUCCAUAGAAUGGAGUUACCGCAGUUCUUAAUAACUGGACACAAAAUAACUGAUGGCUCAAUACAACUUGGUUUGGUUAUGGCUCACUUAGCUUUGAAAACAUUAGCAAGCAUAUUUAUGACAGUUAGUCCUGACUGUCUGCAGAAUGAAUCAUUCAAUCUUAAUCCUAUGAGGAAUUUAAACUCGGCGAAUAUAAAUCAGCUUCAAAAACAAAACGGCAGUAUUGUAUCUGGUAAAAGUAGUAUGAAAACUGAUAUUGUUAGUAAGAAAAAUAAAAAGGUUUCGAUGAAGUAA
Molecule: messenger RNA, 654 nt
Organism: Heterobilharzia americana
Lineage: Eukaryota; Metazoa; Platyhelminthes; Trematoda; Strigeidida; Schistosomatidae
Source: the annotation of a GenBank genome assembly